GCCCGGAUGUGAGCGGCUCACGAUGGGGCUCCCAGGGAAACAUGCCAUUAGCCGCGUCUCCGCGGGGGAGGCCGUGGUGGUGAGGAGGAGAGCGCUGUAAACUUGGAACAACAACUUUGGGACCGGCUGCUCCGCUCCUCUCUCUCUCUGUGUGUGUGUUUGGGGGGGGGGGGGGGGGGUCGUGGUUUUUUUUUUUUUUUUUUUUUUUUUAAAGGAAGGACGGAGGGGGGAAAGUCCCAGAGCCACCACGGUGCGAGCAGUUUGUCAGUCACCAUGUGUCUGUAAAAACAAUAGGGGCAAAAGUUGCUGGACUUUUUUUUUUUUUUUACCUUUUUUUUUUUUACCUUUUUUUUUUUUUUUACCUUUUUUUUAAAUUUUUUUUUCUGAAAUUUUGUAUUUUUUUUUUUCCGGCUGGCUGGUGUUUCGGCUGGCCGGGUGGGGGAGCGGUUGGCGGUCGGUAACCCAAAAACCCAACAAAGCCAGGUGUAGGGUGCCUGUAAAGCUGUGGAGUACCCGGAGCAGCACUGACCCCCCCAGUACUUCUUCGUGGUUUCGGAGGGUCACACACGUGUGAGAUAAUAAAGCACUUUGGCAGAAGAUUCCUUUUUUUUUUUCCUUUUUUUUUUUUUUUUUACAAAAUUUUUUCUUUUUUCUCCCUUGGAAUAUUGUGAACAUAUUUGUGGCCAUUUAAGAUGUUUUCACCUCCUGUGAGCAGUGGCAAAAAUGGACCAACUUCCUUGGCAAGUGGACAUUUUACUGGCUCAAAUGUAGAAGACAGAACUAGCUCAGGGUCCUGGGGGAAUACAGGACAUCCUAGUCCAUCCAGGAACUAUGGAGAUGGGACUCACUACGAUCAUAUGGCGAGCAGAGACCUCGGGUCACACGACAAUCUCUCUCCUCCUUUUGUCAAUUCCAGAAUACAAAGUAAAACAGAAAGGGGUUCGUACUCGUCGUAUGGAAGAGAUUCGAAUUUACAGGGUUGCCACCAGCAAAGUCUCCUGGGAGGGGAGAUGGACAUCGGCAACCCCGGGGCGCUCUCCCCCAGCAAGCCGGGCUCCCAGUACUACCAGUACUCCAGCAAUAACCCCCGCCGGAGGCCUCUGCACAGCACCUCCAUGGAAGUACAAACAAAGAAAGUUCGGAAAGUUCCUCCAGGUUUGCCGUCCUCAGUUUAUGCCCCGUCAGCAAGCACUGCCGACUACAAUAGGGAUUCACCAGGUUAUCCAUCCUCAAAACCAGCAGCCAGCACUUUUCCUAGCUCCUUCUUCAUGCAAGAUGGCCAUCACAGCAGCGACCCGUGGAGCUCCUCCAGCGGGAUGAACCAGCCCGGCUACGGGGGCAUGCUGGGCAACUCUUCUCACCUCCCCCAGUCCAGCAGCUACUGCAGCCUGCACCCCCACGACCGCUUGAGCUACCCAUCACACUCCUCAGCAGACAUCAACUCCAGUCUUCCUCCGAUGUCCACCUUCCACCGCAGUGGCACGAAUCAUUACAGCGCCUCGUCGUGCACGCCGCCUGCCAACGGGACCGACAGCAUCAUGGCAAACAGAGGAAGUGGGGCGGCAGGCAGCUCGCAGACUGGUGAUGCGCUGGGGAAAGCACUUGCCUCUAUCUAUUCUCCAGAUCACACCAACAACAGCUUUUCAUCAAAUCCUUCAACUCCUGUUGGUUCUCCCCCUUCUCUCUCAGCAGGCACAGCUGUUUGGUCUAGAAAUGGAGGUCAAGCGUCAUCAUCUCCCAAUUAUGAAGGUCCCUUACACUCUUUGCAAAGCCGGAUCGAGGACCGCCUGGAGAGGCUGGACGACGCCAUCCACGUGCUGCGCAACCACGCGGUGGGGCCCGCCACCGCCAUGCCGGGCGGCCACGCCGACAUGCACGGCUUGAUAGGGCCCUCGCACAACGGCGCCAUGGCGGGCCUGGGCUCCGGCUACGGCACCGGCCUGCUCUCCGCCAACCGGCACUCGCUCAUGGUCGGCGCCCACCGCGAGGACGGGGUGAGCCUCCGCGGCAGCCACUCGCUCGUGCCAAACCAGGUGCCGGUGCCCCAGCUGCCCGUCCAGUCGGCCACGUCCCCGGACCUGAACCCGCCCCAGGACCCCUACAGGGGCAUGCCAGCUGGACUGCAAGGGCAGAGCGUCUCUUCAGGUAGCUCCGAAAUCAAAUCUGACGACGAGGGAGACGAAAACCUCCAGGACACAAAAUCUUCUGAGGACAAGAAACUAGAGGAUGACAAGAAGGAUAUCAAAUCAAUUACUAGGUCAAGAUCUAGCAAUAACGACGAUGAGGACCUGACACCCGAGCAGAAAGCCGAGCGAGAAAAGGAGAGGCGAAUGGCCAACAACGCUCGGGAGCGCCUGCGCGUGCGCGACAUCAACGAGGCGUUCAAGGAGUUGGGCCGGAUGGUGCAACUCCACCUGAAGAGCGACAAGCCCCAGACGAAGCUCCUGAUUUUGCACCAGGCUGUGGCUGUCAUCCUCAGCUUAGAGCAGCAAGUCAGAGAAAGAAACCUGAAUCCUAAAGCAGCCUGUCUGAAAAGAAGGGAAGAAGAGAAAGUCUCUUCAGAUCCUCCUCCACUUUCCCUGGCAGGACCCCACCCUGGGAUGGGAGAUGCCUCCAAUCACAUGGGACAGAUGUAAAAAAAGGUCCAAGUUGCCACAUUUCUUCAUUUAAACAAGAGACCACUUCCUUAACAGCUGUAUUAUCUUAAACCCACAUAAACACUUCUCCUUAACCCCUUUUUUGUAAUAUAAGACAAGUCUGAGUAGUUAAGAAUCACAGACGCAAGAGGUUUCAGCAUUCCCGAUUAUUAAAAACAAGAAAAAACAAACAAAAAGUGCAACUUGAGGGACGACUCUCUUUAACAUAUCAUUCAGAAUGUCUAACGCAGUAUGUUACGAGCUGUAAGUGCACAGCCUAGAGACUGAAUGGCAAUCUUCUCCACACUGUGGGACAAUGCAUUUGUGCCUAAACUUCUUUUGGAAAAAAAAAAAUAUAAUUAAUUUGUAAGUCUGAAAAAAAUAUUUAAUUUAAAAAUUGUAAACUUGCAAUAAUGAAAAAGUGUACUUCUGAAGAAAAAAAUGAGCGUUUUUGUUGGUGUGCUAGACAGCUAGUGUUUAUACUUACUGGAUAUUAAAAGGGAAGCUUUGCUGCCCAGAUAUUUACAAAACCAGCAAACGUCCUAAUGAAAACUGAAGUGAUGACAUUAGCCAUUCCUUAGGGUAGGAGGAACAGAUGGAUCUUAUAGACCUAUGACAAAUAUAUAUAUAUAAAUAUAUAUAUAAAUAUAUAUUAAAAAUUUAGUGAAUAUGGUAAGCUUUUGUUCAUUUGUUUCAGACUUUUUUGCUCCUGUAAAAAAAUAGUACUGAUUAACUUUUUUAAAAAGAAGAUUUUACUGUAAAUAAGGAUUUUUUUGUCUUAUUUCUGUCCCUCUCCCCUGUUUUCGUUAUUGUAACCUGUAGUGCCAACUCUGUCUCUGGAGGGGUAGUGCAGGAACGAAACGCUGACCCUGACGUUGCUUCUCAUUCAUAAAUAAGUAGAGAGUUGUUUCUUCGGUCUUUUUGGGAACACAGGACUUAAAAAGUCACGUCGUGUGUAGAUACUACAGGCAGCGUUACCGAGCCCGGCGAGGCGAGCUGGUCGCAUGGUGACGUUGCUCUGGUUGACCCUUUUUCUGGGAUUUUCAGAGGUACAAGGUUAGAAUGCUACAAUGUUACCACUGUGCCUUCCAAUGUUUAUAUCAUCAGAAGCAUAACAUAAUCAAAGUGGCUGUGAUUUAACGAACCGAUUAAAAGUGUUACCUAUGUGUGUAGCCUAAAUAGUGUGCAGUGAGGCGUUUCUGAAUACAUGGUCAGAUUUGGGGGGGGCGGGAGGGGGGGAACCAUCCGGGGGGAAAACUGCAAGUAGUGUGACAGAUUCGACUGACUUCUUUGCGUUGUUCUUCUCUUGUUUUUAAGUGGAUUAUUUAAGUGUAGACCACUUGCUGCCUCCUCCUUUAUUUGUAAGAUGCCAAUUUCAGUCAUCAUGCAGCAUUAUAACAAGCCUUAUGAGUCCUAAAGCAUUAAGUUGCACUUUCUCGAGGAGGGGUGGUAGUACAGUAUUUCUCUGGCCAGUAUGAAUGAAGUUUUUACUUAACAUAUUUAAUAGUAACAUAGAUCAAACUAUGGCACAGCAACUCAUCAGAUAACUAGCUUUGAAGUCUGGGCACAAUUGAACCAACUUCCAUAGUGAAUCUUUAAUAACGAUUGACUUUGGUGUACAGUACAAUUAACAGAUAGUGCUCCUAGUUAAGUAUUUGUCAGCAUCCUUUUGUCUCUAAUUCCAGUUUCUAUUUUUACAGCCACACAAACCUGGCAUGUAUUUUAAAUAAAAUCUCCCUGUUCGAGUAGAUUUUCCACCUAUCAACACUGAAUAAAUGCCAUAAAUCCAUCAAACGGUCUAAAUGUUCCAUCUGUUCUCCUGUUUUGCCAGUUAUAUAGUAAUGAAAAAUACAUUUGUAAAUUUUAUGCAACAAAUGGCAAACGUAUCAUUAUUUUGGAAUUGUGUAUGUAAAAGUUAUAUUUUUACAUGUAGACUCUUGUUAUUAUGUGUUUUAAUACAUUGUAUCAGUUUUUGUUUAUAAAAAAAUCUGUGUGGUUGAAAAAAAAGUCUCAUUUAAAUGAAAUAGUGAGAUACGAGAAUCUGAAUUUUAUGUUUGUUUCUGAAGACGUAAAGAACAAAUAUGAUAGCUACCAUGUGAUCACCUUCGACAUACCCAUAAACAUUUUGAUUAGCUGUGUGCGUGCUGAAAACUGUAAAUAUGUUCAGUAGCGAUAAAACUGAGAAAUGUUUUGAUUUGUCGAUAAGUUUCUCAAAUGUGGAGGUGGAUUAAACCACUAGAUAAAAACAAAAAGCAGUAGAGGAGAAUGCACUGAGGUUUGAUUCAGAGUUACAAAUGCGUAUUAUGUUGAGAACGCCGGACUUUCGACAGGCCUGGUUUCCAUGCAAGUGGGGGUAAUAAAGACGAAUCCCACCCGACGUUAGCGGCAGCCGCUGUUUCUGAGCGCUGGUAUCCUCAGCAGGGUGGAGGCUUCCGUUUCGUGUGUGUACUGUCACGCUGGAUGGUGUUGAGAGUGAAAUGACGAUGAACAAGCCAUAUUUUUUUUCCAGGAGAUCUCAGACCCGGUGGAGCCCACUCAGUGUCUGUCUGUAAUGUGGUCUUGUAAGGAACCUGAAAGGAGCCUCUCGAUUCACGGAGAUUUUAAGAACUGUGCUUCUGAUAAACAAUGUAAAAAAAAAAAUAAUUACGAGGCCAACUUCAUGUUUGUUUAAAACAAUCUGUGGACAGAAAAUAAAUGACAAGUGUAGUUUGUGGAACGUGUAAGAAAGAAAACGCUUUUGUUGUUCCGCUCGCAGUCCGCUUUCACUUAACUUGAGGAGCAGCUCCAGGUUGUGUCCGACGGCUCUGAUGUGCGCGGCCACCGCGUGAGAAGUAGAUUGCACACUGAACUUCACUUUCAGGCUAACGGUCCGUAGUUUAUGCAGGAUAAGCAUUCGUCCUUCCCGGAUUGAAGAACUGAAGAUCCUGUCCUGCUUCCACUCCGGAUGAGGCAAGACCCCAAAAAAUAACACCACCCCAAAAGCAAACCACAAAGUGUGUACUCCUGAAUUUUUUCCAUUCUUUCCCAAAGCAGGUAAGGUAUGUGCAUCUCAAGUUGCCUUCGUCAGGGGAGAUUUAGCUGAUGAUACUUAAAGCAAUGAAGGUUUUAGAAAGCUCUAUCCUGUGGUAACAAACCGGGCUAAGAAACUCGCUACAAAAUAAAUACCGAAAUAGCAGCUUUUAACGAAAUGAUCCACCUCCACAUUCAAGUAAUUUAUGAAUAUGCUGAAUAGGGAAUCUGUUCAUCUAGAACUUUUUUACCAUUUGUCUUCUGUGUAGCUGCAAGGAACACUAAUGUUUAUACAACUGUCAGUCCUACCAGUGAUGCAACUUGUACUGAUUCAGUCUUCCGAGUUUUUUUUUGUUUGCUUUUGUUUUUGCUUUUCUUUUUUUUUGGUUUUUUUUUUUUGUUGUUGUUGUUGUUUUCUUUCGGGGUUGGGGGGGAAGGCGAUAAAGAUGGGUGGUCAGGGAGAGGAGGGUUUCAUCUUUGUAUCCAAUAGGCAGAAUAUGAUCCGUGUCCAAAAGUGAACAAUACAGUACAUUGCCAGGAAUGAAGAGAUUUCAGCGGAAACAAGCACAAAAAAAAAAAAAAAAAGGAAAAAAAAGAAAAAAAAGAAAGGAAAAAAAAAAAGAAAAAAUGAAAAAAAAAGAAAAGAAAAAAAGAAAAAAAAAAGAAAAAGAAAAAAAUUAGUCCACUGGUUGACUGGAAAAAAAACUAAAAACCUAGAGGUGGAAUAUGAUGAAUUCCAACACAACGGGGCACCAGGGCCCUUGGGGGGCCCUACCUUUUUGUUUUGUUUCUGUUUUGUUUGUUUGUUUUUUAAGAACAUGUUCUUUCUCAUGGGACUUGAAGUUGAUUCAUAUUUGUGCAGUGCUGGUUUGACCAUACUCAUUUCAAGUAUUAUAGACUUAUGUAAUGGUGAAAAUAUAUGAACUGUGGCCUUUUUCAUUCUUGUUACUUGUGAUGCAAUUAAGUGAAGAUAAGAAAAAAAAAAAAAAAGCAGAGAUUUACCAUGUAUCAGUGCCUGGCUUUUUGUUAUAAAGCUUCGUUUGUCUAGUGCUCUUUUUGCUAUAAAAUAGACUGUAGUACACCCUAGUAGGAAAAAAAAAAAACUAAAUUUAAAAA
Cygnus olor (mute swan) is the source of this 6761-nucleotide messenger RNA. RefSeq names its product transcription factor 4 (gene TCF4). NCBI's taxonomy places the organism in Eukaryota, Metazoa, Chordata, Aves, Anseriformes, Anatidae. The record is from RefSeq and is a predicted model, not a curated record. The transcript is spliced from 19 exons. Gene Ontology annotation, cellular component: transcription regulator complex. The coding region runs from base 693 to 2636 and encodes 647 amino acids. Gene Ontology annotation, molecular function: protein dimerization activity; RNA polymerase II cis-regulatory region sequence-specific DNA binding; DNA-binding transcription factor activity, RNA polymerase II-specific. Gene Ontology annotation, biological process: regulation of transcription by RNA polymerase II.